Messenger RNA from Polistes dominula (European paper wasp), 2343 nucleotides. RefSeq lists its product as uncharacterized. The record is from RefSeq and is a predicted model, not a curated record. NCBI's taxonomy places the organism in Eukaryota, Metazoa, Arthropoda, Insecta, Hymenoptera, Vespidae.
AUGGUAAAUAAAUUCUCAGCUUAUUGUCCACCUGAUCAUUGUUAUUACAUUUAUAAUUAUAUACAUACAUUGAAUAAUCUUCAACUAGCUGAUCCAGAGUUUUACAAAUCUGAUCAAAUUGACUUAUUGUUAAGUGCUUCGGCCCAUGCCUUGAUAAUACAAGAUCAAGUGCUUAAGUUAGGCAUAAAUAUGCCUAUCGCUUCAAAAUCCUCAUUAGGGUGGUUAUUAUCUGGACCUGUCAGCUCCAAUACCGAUAAUAACAAGACAGGUACUGUAACAAGUCUUCAUAUUACCGAGGUAGUACCACUUAACGAGUUAGUGAAACAAUUUUGGGAAGUAGAGGAAAUUCCAAAUCCUUCAGAAUACUUAACUAAUGAGGAAAAGGGGUGUAAAAAAAUCUUUAAAGACACUCAUUUUGCUACUAACUCUGGCAGAUUAAGUGUUAAAUUACCCUUUAAAGCUUCAACUGACUCACUACAUGCCGAGUCGCGGAAAAGCUAUCAAUUAGCCAAAAACAUGUUACUUAGAAUGGAGACUCGUUUCAAUUCAAAUGUAAAAUUGAAAUCUUCUUAUAGCUCAUUUUUGAAAAAGUACCUUGAUCUCAAUCAUAUGAGCUUAGUUAGUUCAGAUACUUCAGUACCCCGUUUGUACUUACCACAUCAUGGGGUUAUAAAAGAAGCUAGUACUACCACAAAGCUUCGGGUAGUCAUUAAUGGCUCAGCCACUGUGGGCAAAAGCACAUCUCUCAACGCUGUUUUACAUGCAGGACAGAAUCUGCUGCCAAACAUUUUCGAUUUACUUUUGAAAUGGAGAAACUAUAGAUUCGUCUUUAUUACUGAUAUUCAAAAGAUGUUCCGACAAAUUUUAAUUCAUCCUUCAGAUAGACCAUAUCAAUCCAUACUUUGGCGGGAAAAUCCUCAAGAUGAGGUCAGUAUUCAUGAAUUAAAUACUGUCAAUUAUGGCCUAGUUAGUGCCCCUUUCUUAGCAUCUAGAACUCUGAAGCAAUUGGCUGAAAAUUACAAAUCAAAAUUUCCUUUGGGUGCCUCUAUUUUAGAGAAUAAAGUCUAUGUGGAUGAUUUCAUCUCAGAAGUACACUCUUGUAAGGAAGCUAAGCAGAAAAUAUACCAGUUAAUAGGUAUCACUCAAAGAGAAUAUAAAAACGAAGAACAACUCAUUCUAUUAACCUCAGAAACUUACACCUCCAUUUUAGGUUUAGUGUGGAAGCCUAAUAUUGAUUCAUUCUUUUUCAAGAUUGAGACAGCACCACAAAAUAUUAAGUGGACCAAACUAUCUAUGUUGUCUCAACUUGCAAAGUUUUUCGACCCAUUAGGUUGGCUAUCCCCUACAAUCAUUAGAGCAAAAAUUCUUAUGCAAGCCACUUGGCUUUUAAAAAUUUCGUGGGAUGACCCAUUACCAUUAAAAAUAGCUGAUGAUUGGAUUAGGUGGUUAGAUGGGACGAAAUUAUUAGGAAAAAUUAAUAUUUCUCGUAGGAAUCAUUUUAGUCCUGACAUUGAAAAGCUUGAACUUCACGGUUUUGCYGAUGCUUCCAAGGAAGCUUAUGCUGCAGUUCUAUACUUGCGCAUAAUUGUUAAAAAUCAAGUCCACAUUCAAUUGUUAACUUCAAAAACAAAAGUAGCACCAAUCAAGAUACUGAAUAUUCCUCGAUUAGAGCUAUGUGCUGCUUGUCUUCUAGCAGAUCUAGAUUUAAUGGAGAAGUCUCCUGAGGAUCUUCAACCCUUAGUUAUUCAUACUACUCAAGCUGAACCAGUUAAAGCUUCGUGGGAACUAUAUUAUCGGUAUUCUGAUUGGAAUAAGGUGUUAAAAGUUACAGCUUGCUGUAUUCGUUUUGUUUUUAAACUUAUGCAAAAAUCUCAAAGGUUUCAACCAGGUUUUGUUAUUAACAACCUUCAAUAUUUUGACUUUACAGAUACCAUCAAUGCUAAUUAUAAGCAUUUAACAAUGAGUGAGAUAAACAAUGCAAGAAAUUACUGGAUUUUUACUCAUCAAAACCUGCAUUUUGAAAAUGAGAUAAAGGCUCUCAAAAAAUCAGAAUCUGUUAGUAAAAACAGCAGUCUAGUUAAACUUAACCCCUUCUUGAAAAAUGAUAUUCUUAGAGUUGGYGGAAGAAUAGGCCAAGCUGAACUGAUUGAUGAUUCUAAACAUCCGUUAAUACUCGGUCCCAAUGAUCACUUGACUAAUAUCAUUGUCAGUAUUGGAUCAAAACCUCCGUUGAAUAUACAAGCUGCCAAUUUACAAGCUAUUUUAAAAAUUAUUUUACAAUUAAAUAGGUGUUUAGGUACUAUAGCCCAAACGCAUUUGUUGAAGCACUCAUUAUUAUUUUAA